CUUAACCUCAAACUUGGGGCCAAGAUAUCGCAAGCUGUCGACGCGCAUUUUAGCAGCAGCCAUUUUCCAGCAACCAGCUUGUAUGCCCUGAGGACAUACUUAUUUUACUAGAUUCUGAAUCAUAACUCAACGCGACCUCGUCGAUACUACGUUCUCACCAUGUCGACCCGUCAAGCGGCACUUUCGCUGUAUCGCCGGUCGCUGAAGCUGGCCCUCGAUUGGGCUGUCCACCGCCAUCUCUGGAGAGGCCAGGCGUUAUACAUCCGGUCACUGUUCGAGGCGAACCGCAAUGUGACGGAUUCCCGACAAAAGAGGGAGCUUUUGGCCCAGACAGAGAAGUUACUGGCAAAGUGGAAGCACCCCGAACCCUACGUGCACCCGACUGCACCCGGUGGAUCCAAGUACGAGCGCAACCUACGUGCACCUAUUCUCGACCCGCCACCCCCAUUGAAGUUCUGAGUGAAGACGGGCGGAUUGACUGGCCGAGACUGCGCACAAGGCUGGUUGUGUGCAUAGACAAGAGUAUACCGCGACAAACCCACAUCCGUUCUACCGGGCAGGGUUGCACGAUCUGUAGCACCGCAUGGGACAGUAAGAUGGAAUGGAAGCACGUUAUCAGCGUCCAGCUUACAUGAGUCGACAUUCAUGCUCAUCCUUGUCCAAUCUCGCCUUUUCAAGCCGGGCGGCAGCUCCUACUCUGCAAAAUGGCCCAUGAUGCGACUUCGCUAGGAGAACCCGCAAGAUCACGUUGAAAACCGUCAAAUGCCAUGCACGCCUGAGCCGCUCACAAACGCGAUCACCGAGAUAUUGUAUUGAUUUCAAGGCUAGCCUUUAGCUGUUAGAAAAAUGUUCCCAAACUCAGAUUACUAUAGAAAGAUAGGACACGUUUCGUGCUCUAUGAGCAGAAAACACGAGCAUAGCCUCGACGGAAGCCAAAAUUGGAACAUAGAUAUUGAACUUGUA
This is a messenger RNA of Colletotrichum destructivum, 963 nucleotides long. RefSeq names its product Putative complex 1 LYR protein. The coding region runs from base 160 to 459 and encodes 99 amino acids. The transcript is spliced from 5 exons. NCBI's taxonomy places the organism in Eukaryota, Fungi, Ascomycota, Sordariomycetes, Glomerellales, Glomerellaceae. The record is from RefSeq and is a predicted model, not a curated record. Gene Ontology annotation, biological process: mitochondrial electron transport, NADH to ubiquinone.